ACGAGGAAUUGGAAUUAAUAAACAGAAAUUUAAGCAACGCCCUGACCAAAUUAAAAACCAGCAAAAACGAUGACCUGCAGGAUCGCAAGGAGAAGAUGGCCCGGCUGAUCCGCCAGCACUUGCAGCACGUGCGAACCACGGUGGUCACGCACAGGCGGAGGACGCAGCAGAGGACCAGGCGGAGAUUCAGGAUCCUGCGCUCCUUUUUCAUGCGCCAGAUGAUGGAGAUGCACUCGAACUACCUGCAGAUGUACGCCAUGCUGCGCCUGAAGCACUGCCAAGCGGAGGACACCGAAGACUCCGAGGAAGAAGACUCUCAAGAGCCAAUGGAUCUGCUGGCAGACUUUCCCAACUUCGAUUCGCAUUUCUUUGAGCAUGUGAUUCCCGAGAUGAGCGAGGAGGAGUUCCUCAACACACUCCAUGUCUCGCGGGGAACCUUCGAGACGCUGUGCAAGCAGUUGGCCCCCACUCUGCGGACUUCGGAGGAGCUGACGCGAAAGCUACCAGCUAUUUCGCCGGAGAAAUGCGUUGCCCUGGCCCUUUUCUUCCUGGCCAGCGGCGAGCGGCUCUCCCUGAUUGCCGAGCGCUUUUCCCUGCCCCGUCCCAGGACCAUCAAGUGCCUGAAGGUCUUCUGCAACGCCGUCAUGUCCACCUUGGGCCGGGCGCUUCGUCAGUUGCCUCGCCAUCCAGUGGACUGCAGCAGUGUGGCCGAGGGCUUUCAGCGCGAGAGCAACAUGCCCGCCGCUCUGGUCGGCGUCGUGGGCGUCUGCUCCAUCCCGAUCCGUGCCAAUGGCGAGGCCAAGAACUCGGUGCUGCGCAUGGAGUACCUCCUCGAUGAUCGAAUGCUCUUUCGGGAACUGCAAUUGGGCUGUGGCCUGCGGGCCACCAUGGCGCCCAUGUUUUCGCAUUCACCCAAUACCCUCUCAAUGCUGCCCAAAUUCCGGAUUAACUCCCGCCCGGUUCCUGCUUUUGUUCUGGCUCCAGUCAACCAAAACUAUCCUUUACGUCCCUGGCUUCUCCAGCGCUAUGUGGAUCCGAUUGCGCCGCACGAGCAUGAUUUCAACGAGGUGGCCGAGCAUCUGCAGGAGUUGAGUGACUGCGCCCUGCAUCGUCUCAUGUCCCGCUGGAGUUUUCUCAGUCAGCCUUUGGACAUUAGUUUCCACACAGCAUCCUGCAUCAUCACAGCAGCCGCAGUGCUGCACAAUCUACUGGAGGAGCUAAGCGAACCGCACAUGCUGGAGUGGGGAAAUACGGUGGAUGUGUCCAAGUUUCGGGCGGAACCGAUAUCAGAUUCAAUUGACGAGGGCUCGCAAUCGCAUGCGGCACUUGAAAUACGAGACUUUUUAGCCAGAACCAUAAGUUCCACGGAAAUUUAAGCCAAGCGUAUAAUAAAUACAAAUUUAGUUACAUUAU
Drosophila takahashii is the source of this 1413-nucleotide messenger RNA. RefSeq lists its product as uncharacterized. Lineage: Eukaryota; Metazoa; Arthropoda; Insecta; Diptera; Drosophilidae. The record is from RefSeq and is a predicted model, not a curated record.